GAUGUUUGUUAGGGCGUCUGGAGAGCUGUGUCAAUAAAAAUAAGCAUUCCCAUCUCAAACCUCUGUAGACUCAACACUCUGCAAUUCGCCAUGAAAGCGCUUACACUGUUGGUUCUCCUGGUGACAGGAGCUAUAUGCACAGUAACAGUUACUGCAGAUAUACACGAUAACUUCUGUAAAUACAAGCCUGAUGGAGAGUACAGGGACCCCUAUGACGCUUGCAGAGGCUUCAUUCACUGUCACAAUUAUAACGCCUCCUACAAGCCGUGCCCAGGUGGCCUGCUGUACAAUGAGACGACCAAGCAGUGUGAUUGGCCACGCAACGUGGACUGUCCAAUGGGUAACCUUGACUGCGGUGUGGGUAUCGUCGGUGGCGGAUUCUCCGGUCUGUACCACGCAUAUCAGCUGCUCAAAACCGGCAAAGAGACGAGCGUUUGUGUUUUCGAAGAAGAUUCGCGACUCGGUGGACGCAUCUGGGAUCAUGCCUUUAAGGAGGCUCCAAACGUCGCUGUUGGCCUUGGUGCUUGGAGAAUCGAUAAAAAGCAUCCGGUUAUGAUCAAACACCUUGCCGAGCUUGAAAUAAGUCACGUUGAAUGGAGUUUUAUUGAGCCUAGCCUAAUAGAGUCACGUGGUAUCGUCGCUAACAACCACGAGGACAUCAAGAAGGCUUUCCCCUACCUUAAGGCACACAGGAAGUUUGGUCCUAUGUCGAGCAGUGAGCUGUUGAGCUACGCACUGAAGCCUGAGCACGCGGCAAACGCGGAGAGCUAUGCCACCGUGAAUACAUACGUCUCGAAUCACAUUACACACGAAGGGGCCGAGUACUUGUCUGAGCUGUACGGAUACAAAGGUGACUACACAGACUUCAUCAGCCCUCGAUCUUAUAUGGAAUUCACCGAGAUGUCCCUUAAGCUCGCGGAUAAGUACAUUCGCCCAGUUGGGGGUAUGUCCACCAUCAUCACCGUCCUGAAGCAAAGAAUAGAGGCGCUUGGUGGGAAGAUAUACACGAGCACGGCUGUGAAGACGAUCGAAAGGGAAGGUGACAUAUACGUGCUGAUGACACCAAGCUUGCGUGUGCAGACACCGAAGCUCGUGAUUGCUGUCCCGCCAGUCCAGUUUGAGGAGAUCAAUGGUUCUGUGGCCAAGAGGAUUCACGACUCACCCCAGUUUAGAUCUAUUCAGCCAAUCCCCGCCUUCAAGGGCGCGGCCGUGUAUGAUAAAGCUUGGUGGGAGAGUGUUAACGUGGCGGGCAAACCCAUCACACCGGGACAGAAGUUUAUAUCUAGCAGUAACUGCCUUGGAACUACUCUGGCGCACAGGGAUAAAGGUCCCUCCGGUGCUGGAGUCCUGCACACGCUGUACAGUGAUGGCGAGUGCGCCAGGCAGUGGGCGGACAUAGCAAAGCUCCAAAAACACUUCCUGGACACCGAGGUUCACCGUGCACUUGAGGCCAAGUUCAACACGACUAUUCCCAAGCCCAGGGACAGCGCUUACCACUACUGGGACUCCGCUUGGCAUUUUCAGAAGCCUGGAACCACAUUCUCCAUGGAGGACAUAAGCAACUGGGCCAAGCGGCCUUUCCCAGGCGAAAACCUCUUCAUCAUCGGGGAGGCCUUCCACCCGUUCAGGGGCUGGUGCGAGGGAUCCAUUGUUUCGUCCCAAAAUGCAUUGCAGGAUGGCUGGGGACUGACUUAUCUGGAUCCUUCAGCACGUUUCUUUGGGCAUGCGCGCACGGAAAAAGAGGAUGUCAGCGAAAUGGCAAAGACGAGAAAAUUCAUUCGAGCUUGAGCCACUGACUUGAAGGAGACAGUGCUCAUGGAAUUAAGCAUGCUAGUGUUAGGAAGUACUAGAUGCUUGCUUUUAUUGUAGAGAUUGGAACUGAAUAAAAAAAUGAACAGACUCGA
Nematostella vectensis (starlet sea anemone) is the source of this 1904-nucleotide messenger RNA. RefSeq lists its product as uncharacterized. Gene Ontology annotation, cellular component: extracellular region. Bases 91 to 1788 code for a protein of 565 amino acids. Gene Ontology annotation, molecular function: oxidoreductase activity; chitin binding. NCBI's taxonomy places the organism in Eukaryota, Metazoa, Cnidaria, Anthozoa, Actiniaria, Edwardsiidae. The record is from RefSeq and is a predicted model, not a curated record. The transcript is spliced from 10 exons.